AGGUAGAAAUUUUAUGCGCAGCGCAGAGAGGACUGACUCGCUUUUAUCUCAGAGAGGAGAGAGGGCGACAAAAGCCUCCGCUGCGAGAUCUCAACGCAAGCUCCCCUUAUGCACUUUGUUCUCUGAAUUUUCGUGUCUUUUUUUUGGUAUUUGGAUCUCCAAUUUCUUUCCAAACCAGUAAUUUUAACUCAAAAAUGUUCGCUGCAAAUUCCACAUAGUAAUUCAUUUUAUACCCAUCUGCUGAUUUUGCUAGAUCGAAAUCUAUCCCUAAACAAACCCAUUUAGUAUUUGUAUUGGAAGAUUUAUAGAUAGAGCUGAAAAGGUCGGAGAUUUUUAUUAUAGUAUGUGAUGGUAAUGGGUUCCGGCAAAGGAGCAACCUCUUCUUCUCAAAAUAUGGAUAUAUCAAUCCCAGAUCUUCAUGAGAGGUAUCAACAGGAGCUUGAAAAUCUGACACUGACGACACAGCCUUUCAAAACGAUGAAAUUUUUCAUUCUGGCUAUGAUUCAGUAUUUUAAGCAGUUGGUGAUUUACCUUUUGGCAAAAGGUGGUUGGUUAAUGCUUUUAAGCACUGUGGUGGUCUCACUUGGAAUUCUCCUUCUGACCAUUGAUGGCCCUCAUGAAAAGCAUAUUGAGGAACUUUCUCAUUAUUUGCGGUUUGGAUUGUGGUGGAUUGCCCUUGGUGUUGCAUCCUCAAUUGGUCUUGGAUCUGGUUUGCACACAUUUGUCCUCUAUCUGGGUCCACAUAUUGCCUUGUUCACAAUAAAAGCAAUGCAGUGUGGCCGAGUUGAUCUAAAAAAUGCCGUGUAUGAUACAAUACAGCUGAAAAGAGGUCCUUCAUGGCUUGAUAAAGAUUGCCAUGAAUUUGGAGACCCGGUGUUUCCAACAUCUCAUGGGUUGCGGGUUCCACUUAGUAGCAUAUUGCCACAGGUCCAGGUAGAAGCUGUUUUAUGGGGAUUGGGGACAGCAUUUGGAGAGCUUCCUCCUUAUUUUAUCUCAAGAGCAGCACGUAUAUCAGGUGGUAAAUUGGAUGCCAUGGAAGAAUUGAAUGCUUCCUCAUCCGAAGAUAAUGGAAUCAUGGCUACUUACCUCAAUACAAUCAAAUGCUGGCUUCUGUCUCAUUCUCAACAUUUGAACUUCUUCACAAUUUUAAUACUUGCUUCGGUGCCAAAUCCCUUAUUCGACCUCGCUGGCAUUAUGUGUGGACAGUUUGGGAUUUCAUUUUGGAAGUUUUUCCUUGCAACAUUGAUUGGGAAAGCAAUUGUGAAAACUCAUAUACAGACAAUUUUUAUUAUAUCUGUCUGUAACAAUCAACUCCUUGACUGGAUAGAGAAUGAGUUGAUCUGGGUACUCAGCUUUGUGCCCGGUUUGGAUUCUGUCCUGCCCAGCGUCAUAGCCAAACUGCAUUCAGUUAAAGAAAAAUAUAUGGCACCUGCACCACCCCUACCCUCAAAUAACAAGGUGAAAAAAUGGGAUUUCUCUUUUGCUGCAGUGUGGAACACCAUUGUGUGGCUCAUGCUCGUGAACUUCUUUUUCAAGAUUGUGACUGCAACUGCACAGGAGUAUUUGAAAAAGCAGCAGGAGAAGGAGCUAGCUGAAUUGACAAAUAAUGUGUCUUCUUCAACACAUUCAGAUUAGAAUCUGACCAGAAGCAUCUUGAUAAACAGGCAACAUACCAACAUUGAAAGUUGCUUUUUCUUUCCUCGACUUUUUCUUUUUUCCUUACCUCAUUACAAUUAGAGUAUGACAGCUCUUUCCCAAGUCACUCCAAAAAUCUAUUUACAUGGGGAAAUCCCUGUUAGUAGCUUGUAUAGAAAUAGGAAGACUAAGUCCCGUCUCACAAAAAUUGGGGUAAACCAUUGUUUAGGGUACUUUUAUUGCCCAUUGUUAAGCAAAAUAGUGAAAUUGGGAAUGGAAGCGUAUUAGAAUUCUUUGGAAUACAAUACAUGUUAUUGAUCUUUA
Hevea brasiliensis (rubber tree) is the source of this 1959-nucleotide messenger RNA. RefSeq names its product vacuole membrane protein KMS1. The transcript has 8 exons. The record is from RefSeq and is a predicted model, not a curated record. NCBI's taxonomy places the organism in Eukaryota, Viridiplantae, Streptophyta, Magnoliopsida, Malpighiales, Euphorbiaceae. Bases 349 to 1635 code for a protein of 428 amino acids.